Molecule: messenger RNA, 3561 nt
Organism: Elephantulus edwardii (Cape elephant shrew)
Lineage: Eukaryota; Metazoa; Chordata; Mammalia; Macroscelidea; Macroscelididae
Product: ubiquitin carboxyl-terminal hydrolase 43-like
Exons: 17
Biological process (GO): protein deubiquitination
Molecular function (GO): cysteine-type deubiquitinase activity
Source: RefSeq, a predicted model, not a curated record
AUGCAGCUAGGAUUUUGUGCCCUUGAGGCAGGGUGCGCACCCCCAGAGCUGGCCCUGCAGCCCGUGCCCCCGCUGGGCGGGGCAGCCCCGCCCCUGCUCCCGCCCCGGCCCCGCCCCCGUCCGCUCCCGCACACCUGGCCCGCAGGGGUCUCUGCGCGGGAAGCCGCGCCGGCGGAAGCCAUGGACCCGGGCCCAGGAGCCGAACCCACGGGCUCCGAGGAGGCGGCGGCUCGCGAAAAGCCGCCGGCGCCCCGGCCCCGCCGCCGCCGCUCCCUGCGCCGCCUGUUCAGCCGCUUCCUGCUGGCGCUGGGCAGCCGCGCCCGGUCCGGGGACUCGCCGCCGCGGUCCCGGCGCGGAUCCUGCGAUGGAGACGGCGAGGGGGGCUUUAUUCCCUCCCAGGUCCUGGCGGCGUCCGCACCGGAGAGUCCCGGGGAGACGCGCGCGUCGGGACUCCCAGCCCAGCUCCCAGCCGGCGAUGGGGCGCGGCCGCCGGGCGCUCAGGGGCUGAAAAACCACGGCAACACCUGUUUCAUGAACGCGGUGGUGCAGUGUCUCAGCAACACCGACUUGCUGGCCGAGUUCCUGGCGCUGGGGCGCUACCGGGCGGCGCCUGGCCGCGCCGAGGUCACCGAGCAGCUGGCGGAGCUGGUGCGCGCGCUCUGGACGCGCGAAUACACGCCCCAACUUUCCGCCAAGUUCAAGAAUGCUGUUUCCAAGCAUGGCUCCCAGUUCCAAGGCAAUUCUCAGCACGACGCCCUGGAAUUCCUCCUCUGGCUGCUGGAUCGCAUGCAUGAGGACUUGGAUGGCUCUUCCCGAAGGGAGAUGGCUGAGAAGCUUCAGCCUGAAGCCAGUCAGAACUCUGAGAACAUCCUGUCUCCAACUGCUCAGCCUCCUCUAAGCCAGAGCUUUGUACAAAGUCACUUUCAAGCACAAUAUAGAUCUUCCUUGACCUGCCCUCACUGCCUGAAACAGAGCAACACCUUUGAUCCUUUCCUGUGUGUGUCACUGCCCAUCCCCUUACGCCAGACCAGAUUCUUGAGUGUCAUCUUGGUCUUUCCAUCCAAGAGCCAGCGGUUCCUGCGGGUUGGUCUGGCCGUGCCAAUUCUGGGUACAGUGGCUGCCCUGAGGAAGAUGGUGGCAGAGGAAGGCAGCGUCCCUGCAGACGAGGUGAUCUUGGUUGAACUGCAGCCCAGUGGAUUCCAUCGGUCCUUCUUUGAUGAAGAAGAUUUGACCACCAUUGCAGAGGGAGAUAAUGUGUAUGCGUUUCAUGCUCCUUCACCACCCGGCCAGGGGAAGCGCUCAGCUCACCCAUCUGGUCUGCUUGUCUCCCCACGCUUGGCAGCCCGCGAGGACCAGCAGGCGAACAAGGUGCUCAUUCUCUUCUGCAACUUGCUGGGUUCGGGGCAGCAGGCUACCAGAUUUGGGCCACCUUUCCUGAUAAGGGAAGAUAGAAGCAUUUCAUGGGCCCAGCUCCAGCAGUGUAUUGUCAGUAAAGUCGGCUGUCUCAUGAAGAGUGAGGCCCCGAAACAGAACCUGGGGUCGCUGUUCUCCAUCCGGGUAGUGGGACUCUCCCUCACCUGCAGCUACUUGUCCCCACAGGAUGGUCAGCCCCUCUGUCACUGGGCAGUCGACAGGGCUCUGCACCUCAGGAAGCUGGGUGGCCCCCCCCACAUCAAGCUGGCAGUGGAGUGGGAUAGCUGUACCAAAGAGCGGUAAGUUCAACUGACCUGUUCGGGGGCCCUCCAGGAGGAGCGGGUCCAGGAUGCAGAGAGUGUGGGGUAGCAGCAGCAGCAGGUGUACCAGUAGCCCAGCUGCACCGUGGACCAGUGCUUCCAGUUCUACACCAAGGAGGAGCAGCUGACCCAGGAUGAUACGUGGAAGUGUCCCCAUUGCAAAGUCCUCCAGCAGGGGACAGUGAAGCUAAGCCUGUGGACCCUGCCUGACAUCCUCAUCAUCCACCUCAAGAGGUUCUGCCAAGUCGGCGAGAGGAGAAACAAGCUCUCCACACUGGUGAGGUUUCCGCUCACCGGCCUCAACAUGGCCCCCCAUGUGGCCCCGAGAAGCGCUGGCCCCCGGCCCGGCCUUGGGCCCUGGCCUUCCUGGAAGCAGCCGGUGUGCCUGCCCAACGGAUACCCGCUGGACUUCCUGUACGACCUGUACGCCGUCUGCAACCACCACGGCAGCCUCCAAGGUGGGCAUUACACAGCCUACUGCCGGAACUCUGUGGACGGCCAGUGGUACAGCUACGAUGACAGCGCGGUGGAGCCGCUGCGAGAGGAUGAGGUCAACACCCGAGGGGCUUACAUUCUGUUUUAUCAGAAGCGAAACAGCAUCCCUCCCUGGUCGGCCAGCAGCUCCAUGAGAGGCUCCACCAGCUCCUCCCUGUCUGAUCACUGGCUCCUGAGGCUCAGCAGCAACAAUGGCAGCACCAGGGGAAGCAUGAGGUCCUGGAGCCCCACCCCCUCCCCCUCCCUGCCCCCCAUGCCAGACUCACUUGUCUUCACAAACAGCCACUUCCAUCAGGAAAAGGCAGGACUGGAGUCCAGGCUGUUGUCACAGGGCAUCCGAGGUCGAAGCAUCAGCAUGAAGGCACCCGCCUCCUCCCGAGCCAAGCAUGGAACCUUCAAGACCAUGCCCCUGCGGUGGUCUUUUGGAAACAGGGGGAAAGCAGGCCGAAGGGCCUCCGUGGAGCUGGUGGAAUACUUGGAGUCCAGACGGAGACCCCGAUCCACAAGUCGGUCCAUCGUCCCUCUGCUGACUGGUGCCUCAGGCGGGGAAGAGAGGCCAAUGGUACCGAACCCAAUCGCCACUGUCCACAGGGACAAUGAAGGGAGUGUGCGAGCCAGUGUGUACACCUCAGCUCACCCCAAUCACUGUCCAGUCCCUGGACAUUCAGAAGGCCUAAAUGCUGCAAGGAAAGGAAAGGAAAUCCCAAACCAGGACAUUAGACUGCCCAGGAGGUGGGACUUGCCCCUCACUGUGGCGUCCUCAGUGGAGAGUGAGAAGCCGACCCAGGCCGAAGGCCAGAAGGUCAGAAACUGCACUGCUAGGGGCCAUCUGGGAAGUGGCAGCGGUGUGUCCUUGCCCAAGGAGCCGCCCAGCACUACAGGCUUAUCUAGAUAUAGUAAGGACAGUUGCAGGAAUCCAGGCACCAAGAUGAAGGCUAAUGCUGAGGAGAGGCACUUGGAGACAGACACAUCUCAGCAGCGCACACUCACACUCCUGAGGUCCAUGUUUUUUAAGAAGGAAACCAAGAGGAGGGGUGACCAGGCAAAGGUUUCCCUCCAGGCGUCCUCAGGGGCCCUGGUGCACAGCGGACCUGGCACAGUUUCCCUGCAGGUCGGAGAGAGCCCAGCGCCAGACACUCUGGAGAGGCAUGUGCGCUCUGCGCCCAGCUCCUUCAGGCUGCCCCGGAAAGCCAGGCCCGCUCGGGCCAGCACACAGGGUGCCUCGCAGUGCAGCAUUCCUGAGGAUCAGGCUGCUCAUGGUGCUUUGCAGAGGGUCAAGUACCACACGCUCUCCUUAGCCCAUAAGAAGACAUUACCAGAGUCUAGUUUUUGA